UCAAAUUUUCUUUGCAGAUUUUCAACAAAAGUAAACUCUUCCUACUUUCAUUGCAUUGGAGGAGACAAACUAGUUUACAAGACUCUUGGUCAACAAUUGGACGAAACUGCCUAUAAUCACCCAAAUAAAGAAGCUAUUAUUUCGUACCAUGAAGGAAAACGCUUUACAUUUUCUUCGGUUAAAGAUGUUGUCGAUAAACUUGCAGCUAAUUUCCUCAAACUCGGCUUAAAAAAAGGCGAUCGAGUUGGUAUAUUUGCACCGAACAAUAUGCAUUGGUAUCUCACAAUGAUGGGAGCAGGAAAAGCUGGUUUAGUAUCAGUUGGUAUAAAUCCAGCAUUUCAAGCUCCUGAAUUAGAAUAUUGCCUAAAGAAGGUAGGAGUUAAGGCUUUAGUAACUGCUGAAUCAUUUAGAUGUCAACAAUACUAUGAAAUUCUGGAGAAAAUUUGUCCAGAAAUAAAGGAUUCUAAGGAAGGACAUCUAAAAAGUAAAAAUUUACCAAAUUUAAAAGCAGUUAUCAUUGAUUCUCAAGACAAAUUAGCUGGGGCUUUGAAAUUUAAUGAUCUUCUUGAUUGUUCAGACAAAGAUGCUGUUCAAAAAGUGAUUAAUAUGCAGUCAACUAUCACAGCAGAUUCACCUUGUAAUAUCCAAUUUACAUCAGGAACUACAGGCCAACCAAAAGCAACAGUUCUAACUCAUUUUAAUCUCAUUAAUAAUUCCUAUUUUAAUGGUAAACGUAAUGAGACAGAAAAUCAAAGACUUUGUGUUCAAAAUCCACUUUUUCAUGCUUAUGGGAUCUCUGUUUGUACAACUGCCGCACUUUGUCAUGGAGCGACAAUGGUCUUGCCAUCAGAUGGAUUUAAUCCUGAGGCAUCAUUGAGAGCAAUUGUAGAUGAAAAAUGCACAACGAUUCAUGGAACACCAACAAUGUAUGUAGAUCUCAUUAAGAAACAAAAAGAGUUACAGCUGCCUAUCAAGACUGCAGAAAUUGGUGUCACAGGAGGAGCACAGUGCUCUCCACAUCUUCUGAAGGAAAUUAAAGAUGUUCUCAAUUUGAAAAAGGUGAAGAAUGUUUUCGGAAUGACUGAACUCACUGCUGUUGUAUUCCAAACUAUGAUGGAUGAUGACGAGGACAAGAUUCUUAAUACCGUAGGUCUUUUGCAUGAUCACCUCGAGGCAAAGGUGAUUGAUUUGGAUGGAAACACUGUACCUUUUGGAGAGCCUGGGGAACUAUGUAUCAGAGGAUACUCCGUUAUGAUGCACUAUUUGAAUGAUGAAGCUAAGACCAAAGAAACUCUGAGUCCUUGUAGGUGGCUUCACACAGGGUAAGCUUUUGAGUCUCGAGUAAAGGAAAAAAUUAAAAGUCUCCACAUUUAGGGACAAGUUUAUUCUUCAUGAAAAUGGAUACGGACAGAUAGUUGGUCGAAUAAAAGAAGUUAUCAUUCGUGGUGGUGAAAAUAUAUUCCCGAAGGAAAUUGAAGACUUUUUAGGAACACAUUCUAAUAUUCUCGAAAUACAUGUAAUUGGUGUCGAAGACGAAAGAUUGGGUGAAGAUAUAUGCGCUUACGUUCGAUUACACGAUGCCUCAAAACCUAUCACCCGAGAGGAUUUUAAAACCUUCUGCAAAGGGAAACUUUCAUAUUUCAAGAUUCCCAGAUACAUAAAGGUUGUGAAAGAUUUUCCCCGAACAACUUCGGGUAAAAUUCAAAAAUUCAAACUUAAAGAGGCUUUUGCUAGUGAGCGAUGAGAUAGAAUUAAAAGCUUCAAAUGUGUAAUAGAGUUAAAAUAAGAACUGUGUACCUAUAGGCUAUAUCCAAGCGAAAUAUAUUUCUGUGAAAAAAUAAACAAAUUUGUUGUCUUAAUUUAUUUGAACAAUGGUUCAUUUGAACAAUUGGAUAUAAUUAAAAGAUCGGUCGUGCCAAGUUCUAUCACUGUACCAAUUCUUCGUACCAAUUUUUCGUUUGGUCAAAACAGUGAAAAACUUUUCACGAAAAUCAUUAUUUAAAACAGUGGCGUGAGUAUAGAAUGGAUCCUUUAGGAAAGAAAGCAUCUUUUGGUGUUAUUCUUUAAAUUUUGAGCAUAGCAGGCAGAUCGAGGCAAUAUUUAGCUCCCAUACAAAAUUCCUUCCAAAAUCAAGCCGAACUAAAAUCACAUUUUCGUGAAAACUUCGGUGUGCAAAACUCUGUUAAUUAACUUACAACUCAUAUA
Molecule: messenger RNA, 2205 nt
Organism: Episyrphus balteatus (marmalade hoverfly)
Lineage: Eukaryota; Metazoa; Arthropoda; Insecta; Diptera; Syrphidae
Product: medium-chain acyl-CoA ligase ACSF2, mitochondrial-like
Exons: 2
Biological process (GO): fatty acid metabolic process
Molecular function (GO): medium-chain fatty acid-CoA ligase activity
Source: RefSeq, a predicted model, not a curated record